Molecule: messenger RNA, 621 nt
Organism: Ostertagia ostertagi
Lineage: Eukaryota; Metazoa; Nematoda; Chromadorea; Rhabditida; Trichostrongylidae
Source: the annotation of a GenBank genome assembly
AUGGUUCUCACUACUCGCUACAAUGGUCUAAAAUGGCAGCUUCGUUCUUCGGACAACCGUGCAGCCCUACAGGUCAGAGCAGAACGUAUCCUAUUCCGUUUCGCACAGCGACAAUGCCCACCGUCUGCUAAAUUGCAAAAUCAACUCCAACUCUUCGUCUGUGAAAAAACACACCUCCGGAAAUCUCGAGGACGGAUUGACAACGCUCCUUUGCCGCUAGAGACGGGAACUCCCAUCUUCCUUCCCAGUAGAAAUCGCAUCACUGACCUCUUCGUCCUGCAUGUUCACUCCCAAAACAACCACUGCGACAUUAGUCACACCCUCACGGAAUUACGCCAACAAGUAUGGAUUCCCAAAGGCAGAACAACUGUGAAAAGGAUACUCAAGAACAUCUGCUUCUAUUGCAAAAGAUUCACUUCAAAACCGUACAAGCUGCCGCCGUUCCCGACGCAUCCUAUCAACAGAGUCACCCAACCGCAAUAUCCCUUCCAAAAUGCAGGGAUGGAUUUUUUUGGACCAAUGCUUUACCGAACUUCAGAUAAUGUGACCGAGAAAUACUGGAUCCUCCUUCUCACAUGCUUGAACACUCGAGCAAUUUACGUCGACGUAGCCUCAACAUGA